Molecule: messenger RNA, 233 nt
Organism: Ceutorhynchus assimilis (cabbage seed weevil)
Lineage: Eukaryota; Metazoa; Arthropoda; Insecta; Coleoptera; Curculionidae
Source: the annotation of a GenBank genome assembly
AUGCCGUUUCAGUCACGGGCUUCGGUACAAUUUCGCGCGACGUGCAUCGAGCCUUUGCUUCUCCCACUAGCAAUUCCUACUACCGACGCGUUUCCCCCGCCGGGAUUUUUCUAUAAAACUAGCGAACAUGGCCAAGAACAGUGAAUUCCGUCCGCCGUACCGACCAGACCAGCAGCUACCUACCCAUACCGAGCGCCGACCCGACCGUUGCUGAGUCCAAUCCAGGUGAGUGA